AUGAAGAACAUCUAUACGCACUACAAGUUUCCACAGCAGGCGAUCACUGUUUUCAGUGCCUCUCUGACCGACAGGCCUGAAUCAUUGACAAAGAAGAAGAGGGGGCGGAGCACUGGCCAGUUGUCAGUUCAGAAUCAUGCAGUUGCGCCGACCCCAAGAGCUACCACGCAAGCUUUGGAAAACAUCAGUUCAACCACUUUCUCCAAGCUGUCUGGUAGUCUCCGCCAUGGCCUCUUUGUGGAUAACGUUUCGUUUUUUUGCAAAAAAAACCCUGCCACCACAGCCCGUACGAGAACACAAGGGUUACCUCCGCCGCGGCGCCCCAUCCCUCCACCGCCGCGCCCCCGUCCCUCUGCUCGCCGCCGCGCGCCCCGUUCCUAUGCUAGCCGCCUCGACCCAUCCCUCCACCGCCGCGCCCCCGUCCAUCCUCUCCUCGGUGCCCGUCCUCGCUCCACCAUUGCCGAAUCUGGACGAGAUCGGGAGAAUCCGCCGGAUCUCGCGGAGCUGCUCGUUGUCCAUGCGGGGAGGACGAACGAGCUGCUCGUCGGACAUGCAGGGAGCACGGACGAGCUGCUCAUCGGCGUCCGUCCCACAGCCCCGCUGAAGACGGCGCCCAGCCCCCUCGACAACGCACUCCUCCUACUUGCCGCCCGGGUGCAAACAGCGACGGCGAGUAGGCGGCAAGUAUACUGCACCGAGAAGCGAUACAGGGGCAUGAAGCAAGCGAGUAGGAAUGCACGGCGACCUGCUACUGCACUAAUAAUAGCCUUGACGGAGUACCGGGGCCAGCUCGACAGGGCAUGCCGCCCGCUGGUAGACACUUGGUUGUGUGAGAUGGAGAUGAACCCCGGGUCGUCGCCUCUGCCGCCUGGACAAAGCUACACCGAUGCUGGGGAUGAACCCUGCGUCUGUGAUGGUGAUGACGCUCUCCAUCUACUUUCUCCAGUGGCUAUAAAACAGAGCAGCGGCUGAAAUUUACCCAUUGAUUUCUUGGAGUGAUUCAAACCUAGGAAGCCUGCUACUUGUGCAAGCGACAGGGUAACAAGUUUCAGUUUUCUUAUUGAUGCACCUCAAUUUGCAAGGUUAGAACAAUGUCAGUUUACUUUAUAUUGGUUUUCUAAUUUCUACAUAUUCCCUCAAGCAAAUCUAAUUAUAUAGGUAGUACGGAAAGCAGGAAAAUUAUGUAACUAUUUGGGUGUACUCAUGUCAGAUUGAGGAGAAAGAAUUAUUUUAUUCACCAUCCUAUUUUUUAUCUAUAAUGAUCACUUUUUCCAUCUUGUGAUCUUCUUUG
This is a messenger RNA of Triticum aestivum (bread wheat), 1291 nucleotides long. RefSeq lists its product as uncharacterized. Bases 1 to 972 code for a protein of 323 amino acids. The record is from RefSeq and is a predicted model, not a curated record. The transcript is spliced from 5 exons. Lineage: Eukaryota; Viridiplantae; Streptophyta; Magnoliopsida; Poales; Poaceae.